Hydractinia symbiolongicarpus is the source of this 2116-nucleotide messenger RNA. RefSeq names its product D-ribitol-5-phosphate cytidylyltransferase-like. Gene Ontology annotation, molecular function: D-ribitol-5-phosphate cytidylyltransferase activity. The transcript has 11 exons. The record is from RefSeq and is a predicted model, not a curated record. Bases 75 to 794 code for a protein of 239 amino acids. Gene Ontology annotation, biological process: isoprenoid biosynthetic process; protein O-linked glycosylation via mannose. Gene Ontology annotation, cellular component: cytosol. NCBI's taxonomy places the organism in Eukaryota, Metazoa, Cnidaria, Hydrozoa, Anthoathecata, Hydractiniidae.
AUUUUCAAUAUGCAAUAUUCUUAUUUACAGUUGAACUGAAAUUAUAAGUAAUAAAGAAGAUAAGUUGAUUUAACAUGGCAGAUGAUAUUUCUGUGAUGGCGGUUUUACCUGCUGGUGGCAGUGGAGAGAGGUUUGGUUCAGAGAUCCCAAAGCAAUUUUUAGAAGUAUGUGGAAAACCGGUCAUAUAUUAUGCAAUUAAAGCUAUGUCAAGUGUUUUAUGGAUUAAAAAAAUUGUAGUGCCGAUCCCGCAAAAGUAUGCUGAUCUUGCGAUGAAGAUAAAACACAAAUACAAUUUCACUAAAGUAGAAUUUAUAAGUGGCAUGGAAACCAGACAUCGUAGUAUUCACGCUGGUGUGAAACAACUAUCUCCUAACAUUAAACCAGAUGAUAUAGUAAUUAUCCAUGAUGCAGUUCGCCCAUUUCUUACACAGGACUUUCUAACUCGGAUAGUUGAUGCAGCAAAAAAUCAUGGGGCGUCGGGUGCUGUGCGAUCAUUAGUCUCGACAAUUGUGAAAUCAACAACUGAUGACUUUUUAGAUGUUUCGCUGGAUAGGCGUGAAUAUCGUGAAAGCCACACACCUCAAGCAUUCAAAUACAAGUUCCUUAAAGAAGCUUAUCAGAAGUGUACGGAAGAUGAUUUCUUGUAUGGAACCGAAUGUCUUCUUCUCGUUCAAAAAUAUUGUAAUAUAUCUGCAAAGCUUGUUGAUGGGCCUGAGUACUUGUGGAAGGUAACCCACCAGAAAGACGUUAUGUUAAUGGAACACUACAUAAAAGAAAAACAAGGCGAAGUUUAAAUUUUUGUUAUUGGUUGUGCUGUGUUAAAGGUUGUCAUGCACCCAUUGUCUUACUAUUGCGCUUAUCAUAUUUACUCAAUUUUUAUUUCAUGUAAUUGUAUAUUUAAUAUAUUUUUAAAAAACUAUCCAUGUAUUUGAUCAAAUCUUCGACUCUGAGCAAGACUCUGCUGUAAGAAAACUUAACUUCAAGUUAAGUUAAUUUGACUUAAUUUCAAGUUAAAAAUUUUUUGGAAAGGGUUUUGUUUAUAGUCACAACUGACGAUAACGUUUUUUGUUCACUUUAUUGGAAUUAAUUUCUGCGAAGUCAACAACAAAAAUUAGCUAAAGUUGGACCAAAGAAGGACUAUGCAUUAAAAACAAAAAUCCUGGAAAGUAUUUACAUUUCGCAGAUAAUGCCACUCGUUAAACUUUGUCGAUGGAGAUUUGACCUCCGCAACUUAUUGAUAUUAUUACUUACGAACUGAUCCCCACAUUGUGACUUCGAACGUUAUAAUCUCGAUAUUGUGAAUUACGAACUCUAAAGUCUCGGUAUUUUAACUUACAAAUUAAACAAUCACAAUUUAUUGACUUACGAACCUUAUAAUCUCGAUAUUUUGACUUAGGAACAUUAUAAUCUCAAUAUUGUCACUUCCGAACUUUAUAAUCUCCAAAUUUUCAGUUAAGAACUUUAUAAUCUUGAUGUUUUAAUUUAAGAACUCUAUUAGUUUGAUAUUGUGACUUACGUACUUAAUAAUCUCCAUAUCGUGACUUAGGAACUUUAUAAUCUCGAUGUUUUAGUUACGAACUUUAUAAUCUCGAUGUUUUAACUUACGAACUUUGUAAGUUUGAUAUUGUGACUUACUUAAUAAUCUCCAUAUCGUGACUUAGGAACUUUAUAAUCUCCAUAUUUUAGUUACGAACUUUAUAAUCUCAAUGUUUUAACCUACGAACUUUGUAAUUUCGAUGUCAUGUGAAUCUAGCACGCACAAUAAAGUGCGGAUAAAACUUGACGACAACAAAAAAUUUUUAUCCGAUUUUCUAUUACAAAGAAGAAAUCCCAUUGCUUCCUGCUCUUUAAUUUUUAUUCUUGUUCAAUCUGUAUCCCAAUUUCUUACAAUGUUACUACGAAACCAUUCGCCCAACAAUGUUACUACGAAACCACUCGCCCAAUAAGAUGGUCCCAGCAACAAUUGCGUCAAUAUUUACGUGUUUUUGACCUAAGCAAAUAAUCAUAGAGAGUUUUAUACUAGAACUUUUAUCCGUCAUUUUUGAAAACAUUCGUUUGUAGUAUUUUAAUGUUGAUCUGUUUUAGAACACUGGUAAUUAGCAAAAUUACAAACCCA